AUGAAGAUUAUGGAUCGCUGGUUGCAACCCGGAUGUUCUAAAUGCAAAGUAAACGAAAUUGAACGAACAGCAACUCAUGAAAUUAUCGAAGACGAAACUUCUUCAAAACCGGUUAACAAAAAAGCAAGGAAGGCUCGAAAAUACGACAAAGAAUACCUUAAAUUGGGCUUCUCGUGGAGUGGUGAUGAAAAGGAACCCAUUCCACUUUGCGUAAUUUAUUUUGAAAACCUUACCAAUGAAAGUAUGAAACCAUCGAACUUAAAGCGACAUUUUGACGAAAGCACUUUGAAUACAAAGAUAAACCAAUCGAAUUUUUUGAAUAUANGGGCUUCUCGUGGAGUGGUGAUGGAAAGGAACCCAUUCCACUUUGCGUAA
Onthophagus taurus is the source of this 375-nucleotide messenger RNA. Lineage: Eukaryota; Metazoa; Arthropoda; Insecta; Coleoptera; Scarabaeidae. The record is from RefSeq and is a predicted model, not a curated record.